This is a messenger RNA of Emys orbicularis (European pond turtle), 399 nucleotides long. It is a transcript of the gene FAM89A, whose product is annotated as family with sequence similarity 89 member A. The transcript has 2 exons. The coding region runs from base 1 to 399 and encodes 132 amino acids. The record is from RefSeq and is a predicted model, not a curated record. Lineage: Eukaryota; Metazoa; Chordata; Testudines; Emydidae.
AUGAGCAGGCCGGAGAGUGGCGGGGGGCCGGGGCUGCCGCCGCUGCCCAAGAGCCUGAGCGGGCUGCUAAACUCCUCCUCGGGCGGCGGCGGCGGGCGCUGGCGGGACCUGGAGCGGCUCUACGCGCAGAAAUCCCGCAUCCAGGACGAGCUGAGCCGGGGGCGGGCGAGCAGCGUCGGCCGAGGCUCCCCCCGGCCGCCCAACCUGGACGCGGCGCUGGCCCUGCUCCGCAAAGAGAUGGUUGGCCUUCGGCAGCUGGAUAUGUCAUUGCUAUGUCAACUGUACUCUCUUUAUGAAUCAAUACAAGAAUACAAAGGGGCAUGCCAAGCUGCAUCUAGUGCAGACUGCACAUAUGCUUUGGAAAAUGGCUUUUUUGAUGAAGAGGAGGACUAUUUCUAG